CUUAUUAAAUAGGCUUCGAAAUGUAGGAAUGGUAAAACUCUAACAAUGACCUCUGAAUCGGCCCGUUACAAAUCUCUGCCCUUGGAUCUAGAUGCUUCGGGAUUAGAUGAGAUUGCUGUAGGAUGUGUCCAAGACUGCAUUGUGUUCGCGUUCAAAAAGCUACAGGAAAGGUGUAUUGGAAAUCCAACGCAGCCUAUUGCUCUUGGAGAGCCAUCUGCCGGACAGUUCAUUGAAAGCAUUGAUCUGUUGCUUAGUCACAAGUUGAAGAAUAAAAAGAACAGUUUCUGGAAUUUGGCGAAAGAAAUCUCAUUCAACGACGCAAUUAAUUCUGUUUCAAAAUCAGCGUCGAGUGAGGAAAAAGCAAGAGCGUGGUUACAUCAAGCAAUUCAGGAUCAGUUGUUGCACUGCUACUUGAGUCAGUUGAGCAAUGAUAGGAAGUUACUAGAUAAGUUCUACAGAAAGGGUGCUGCCGCUUUCGACCAAGACCUCAUGUUUUCAAUCAGCAACCUGCUGCUCGGUCUUGAGUCGAUCAAGUUUGACCUCACAUCAGACAAUGACGCUCGUUCGAAGCAGCGGUCGUCAAAGAAUCGAAAAUUGGAUGACUUCAGUGAAUCAAUUGUUGGAAGUGUUAGGAUGCACAUCCCUAGUCUAUUGAGUACCAGGGAUAUUAAACAGUCCAACAGUAGUUUACACAGUGGUGACAGUUUUGACGACAGUAUGUAUUCAAAUGACGAUGAAAGUGUUCAUUCUGCGGGCAAAGAGGGUAACUCGAAACAGCGUCAAAAGAGCAAAAGGAGAUACAAGAGAGACAAAAGUGGUUUUGAUACGACUGCCUACAGUGCAAGUAGUGCGAGUUCCAAAAAGGGUGACAAAGGAGGUGUGAGCAUGCAGAGGUCUGUGAAGCAGGAUGAGAAACCAGAUGAAGCUGCCUCCGGUCUUUUUUCUGAUGCGACUGUAGCAAGUGGGGAUCUACUGAAUCUGAUGGCCAGAAAGUUGAAGGAUGUGUCACAAGACCAGAGAGGUGUCGUGAAGGUACUGGAAAGGAACUCUACACUAAGGAGCGAUGGAACAGGUUCUGCAGUUUUGCCAUUAUCAACAAGCUCAACUGCUCUAAGUUCGAUAAGCGCUUCCACGGCUGGAAAGGUCCGAGAGACAGAGAAAAGCAUAGAGCUUAAAACAUCUGAAAAUGUCUUCCGUGGAAGCACUCUGACUGAGAAUUGGGAGCGGAAAUCGUCUUUUGAAGCUGCCAAUCAGAGUAGAGGCUCAGAAGAGAAUGUGCGUGUUAUACAAAUUGAACUGCCUCUCGAAUCAAGCACGGAGGAGUCCGGAGAGGCUGCGCGCUCUUCGGAGCAAUCAGCAGACGAGAAAACGAAAUCUUCAGGUUUCAAAUCAUCAGGCGAAGGGCCUGUAUCGCGAAUGGGCGUAGAAACUGAAGGAAGAAUCAAACUAGAUGGCGUCCCGUCCAUUCAACUCCAAGAUGAAGCAAACGAAAACGGUUUUGCCACCAUAUCUGUUCAAAAUGGAUCCUUGGAACAGCCAGUUGACGGAAUAAGCAAAAUGUUUGUGAGUAGCCUCUUCUUUGAUUCAGACGAUGUAAAUGAAAAUGGCGCUGAGAAAGAAAACUACCAGUUCAAUCAGACGGCAGAAAUGAGCUUCGUCAAAGUGGAAAAACGUCCUAAAAUGUCACUGUCCAGUUGGCUUACAUCAAGUAAUGACAAUGAACAUCCAAUGAUGGGAUCUAAUGUAGAGUUUUCGCAAGUUAACGAAGUAAACCCGAAUGAAGCCUGCUACUUCAAUGGGAAUGAAGUGGACGAAUCAAUUGACGAGGCACUGCUGCUCGGAACAGCGCCCAAAAAGGAAAAUUUAUUUGCCACUCCGUUUUCGAUGGCAGCCUCCCCGUCAGAGAGUAAACUGGAACAGGCUCUGUCUCCUACUUUGUACCUGGAGCAGAACCCCCAUCUCAAUGUUCACCCCUCCGAUUUACACAUGGACCACAGAAAGCGUCUCAAUUUUGACUACAGAAUUUACCAGUUUAAUCAAGACAAUGGCGAAGAGCCUAUUAAUCUCUUCAGAGGUUUCUAUCGCCAUAUGGAAUUGCCCAGUUCCUGGACUAAAAACUCCUAUCAUGCCAGAGUCAUCGAUUUACUUAUCACUAACCGGGCUGUGUACCUUCUUAAAUUUGACGAGGAGAAAAAUCACUGUCUUCAUUAUUUCUUUCCGCUAGAUGAAAUAUUGCUAAUAACUACAUAUCCAUUUGACCAAGGUCUUAAAAUAUUCUCUCGUCGAUCACAUGAGGUGGACUGGACUCGACUCAAUGCAAAUGAGAGCAAGAGAAAUGCUGAGUUCUGGUUUGAAACAGGCGACCCACAGUUAACUCAGAUAAUAGCUGACAAGUUGAGCCAAGCUAUCACUCAGUUUGCUGAGACACGUGAUAUCAGAAGCGCUGAAAGUUCACGGCAGCCAACUUCUUUUCAUUUUGGAGGCGAGCCGAUCAUUGAACUGGCCCAGCUGAAGAACUUUAUGGCUUUCACUUUCAACUAUGAGCAGAAAACAACCAAAGAAGAGGUGAAGCUGUUCUCUCUGGUUUUCAUGGGAGAAAGUCCGCCUCUGGAAACUAAUGAAGAGGAUGAGAGCGAAGCCAGCAAACUAGGCUUCUACAGUCUCUCAGAGUCUCAGCGGUCUUCCCAUUCCACUGGGGGAGAAGGGCGCUCGGAAACCGUUACUUCAUCCGUCUCCUGCAUAUCAGACGACACCUCUGCCCGCUUGAGUCGCCCGAGUGCUGUGGCCAUUGACGGUAUUCUCUUUCUGAAGGAGGAGGCCUCCGCCGUCAGUGCAAUGGGGGGCAUCAUCAGCAAGCGGAGUGGUCUCUUGCCCAGUAAAAACAACGUCUUCUGGAAAGACUACCAGUUCACCAUCAAAAAUGGUAAUCUUUACAAGGCCGAAUACUCUAACGGAGGAAAAGUCUCGCAGCCAGAAUUCAUGCUCUCCCUGUCGGAUUGCCUCGCCUGUAAAUUGUACAAAGACAGCGAGAAGUUGAACACCUUUCUUCUGACAACAUCUAAAAGUGCUAUUGGUUUUUCGAGGAUCCUUGCUGCUAGAGUCAAAGCGGCGCCCAUUCUGACUUACUGCUUUGCGGCACGCAAUGAAAGGGACGCCUCAGAAUGGAUACAUACUAUCCGAAAAUUCAUUCCCUCUUCUGGUCAUCGCAAACAGAAGGGACGACCUAUUCCAGUGAAGGCAACGGCACUUGUUAUGGACAGUUCCAAUGCUGCAGUAUGUCGAUAUGAAAGAGAAAGAGAAGAGUUCUACGCUGUGGAGAAGUUCAGAUUGUCUGAUAUCUGGCGAGUCAUCACAGCCGACUCUAGUGUAUUUGCUGGAAACAAUUCAGAUGCGUCCAGGGACUUUGUAGUUCUGGAUUUCCGUCGCAGCUGUAACUCUGCUGAGUCGUCCUUGCAGGGAGAUGUGGCAGACGAGUUUGAGAUAGUUGACAACACUAACCUAGUGGACAAUCAACUGCCCAUGCUGCUCUUCUUCUGCUCAGAGGACCAGUGCACCCACUUCCUCUCACUCCUCCAAUCUCUCUCUUCCGCCACCCCUCUUCUACAGACAUGCUCCGAAGCUAAUCUCACCCCCUAUGUGAUACAGUGUCUCGUCCGUACUCAGACCGAAAUCAGACGCACUCGCAUGCUACACAAAGUCUAGCCUCAGGAAAGAAAAGAAUCGAAAAGCUCUCCAUAGUUCAAUCUCUUUGCUUCUGCAGCAUCGCGAUCAUCAUUCUAUCUCUCUCUCUCUCUAUCAUCGAAAAAAUCAAUUUAUUGUAAAUACGCAUUCAGCGCUUCUAAAUCUUAUUGACGAAGAUAUGAGCAAAAAAACAAUGCAAGAGUAAACUUAACUCAAAAUUUUUAGCUGUCGAUCACUCAAUGGCCAUUUAUUUUUUAGAAU
This is a messenger RNA of Symsagittifera roscoffensis, 3942 nucleotides long. RefSeq lists its product as uncharacterized. Lineage: Eukaryota; Metazoa; Xenacoelomorpha; Acoela; Convolutidae. The transcript has 16 exons. The coding region runs from base 46 to 3702 and encodes 1218 amino acids. The record is from RefSeq and is a predicted model, not a curated record.